Wickerhamiella sorbophila is the source of this 615-nucleotide messenger RNA. Its product is annotated as Eukaryotic translation initiation factor 4E-4. The transcript has a single exon. The record is from RefSeq and is a predicted model, not a curated record. Gene Ontology annotation, molecular function: translation initiation factor activity; RNA 7-methylguanosine cap binding. Bases 1 to 615 code for a protein of 204 amino acids. Gene Ontology annotation, biological process: translational initiation. Lineage: Eukaryota; Fungi; Ascomycota; Dipodascomycetes; Dipodascales; Trichomonascaceae. Gene Ontology annotation, cellular component: eukaryotic translation initiation factor 4F complex.
AUGCGACCCCACAGCCUUAACCAGAGCUGGACGCUAUGGGUGAAUGGGGGCCGCGAUGAAAACCGCAAAUUAGCUGGCCAGCGCAUGCUCUGUAAUAUCGGUACUGUGGAAGAAUUUUGGCAAGCGGUGACACAUUUAAAGCCAAUUGUCGAGAUUGAUGACGAUUUCGCCGAGAUCCAGUUUUUCAAACACGGAGUUAAGCCCGAAGAGAACGACCCCGGCAAUGCUUCUGGGGGGCAGUGGAUCCUCAGGAUCAAGCGCGCAGGCACUCAAACGAGAAACCAACUCGAUUUCCUGCUAGACGUAGCGACGGUGUGGGAGCAUCUCUUGAUGUCGGUGAUUGGGGGCAGUUUUAGCAAGGAUAAAGUGUAUUCGCCAGCAGAAAUCCAGGGGGUAGUUUUUUUAGUGUUCCCAGACGAGUUCUGGAUAUCUGUAUGGAACAAGACUGCUUUGAACCCAACCAUAGUCAAUGCUAUCAGGGAGGAGCUAGAUGCGACGCUCGAAAAGCAUCUUGGGAGGCUCGGUGGGGUGAUCUUCGAAUACCUUCCUCAUUCUCAAGCUUUGGAGAGCCCCAAACACCGGCAUAAGCAUCGAGGACAUCAUCUGCACUACUAG